AAUGCCAGCCACAAGUACAAUCAAGCAGUUUUCAAUGAACACCUCUUUUACCCUUGGCAUCCCGGAUACACUAGCUUGCCCGCUUCAAAGAGAGUCACGGAUAUGUACGAGUUCAUGAACAGUUAAAAGUCUUGUUCAAAACCGAGGAACUAAAGAAGUUGAAGCCAGUGAUUGAUUGUUUCAUCCAAAUUACCCAUCCGGAUAAGCAAGAUGCACUUGAUAGCUUCCCCUAUGGUUCUGAUUGAUAAGAGAGAUCAGAUGCUUGUUAAGCAAGAUAUCCAAAAAAAAUCCAAUGGCAGAUUAUGCCUAAAUACUUCUUCUGCUGUAAUCUUGCUUAUGCAGACAUUACAAAGCUCAGAAACCGUUCUUUUAGCCUCCUCCAACUCACCACCACUCGUGCUACGUAACCCCAGCGGCGUUAAUGACGACGUUGACAUCGAUUUCGGUGACGUGUUCGGUGGUCCUCCCAAGAGACGCUCUAAAGUAGUUGUAGCUAAUAAUAACGAAGCCACGCGGCAUAGCUUCAGCGAAUCCGCUCUCCGGCGUCGUGACGUCAUCUCCGACGUCGGCGCUCUGGUUACUCAAGACGAGAAGCCUGUCUUCGGAGAAGAGACGACGUCGGUCCGGCGUCGUUUCACCAGCGAUGAUUUCUUCGACGAUAUUUUCAGAGUGAAUGAAUCUUCUUCGCCGAUGAUGAAGAAGGAACGUGAACCGUUCGGGUCAUCACUUCCGGGUUCUCGGAUCCUUAGCCCGGCUCUCAAACCCGAAUCUUCAGGGACUUCGUUUCCUGCUCAGUUCAGUCUUCCCGCAAAAGCAACAGAGAUUCCCACAUUUGGUUCAGCUAGUACUCGUAGUUUAAGCAAGAACAAAGAAACUGUUUCGAGCUCUCCUUUGUCAAGAACUUCUAGCAAAGCCGAUAAGGUCUCUACUGGUAAAUCAGAUUCAGAUGGUUGUUGUGAUGAUACUCCAAGAGUUGUUGUUACUGGCAAAGGCAGGCAGUUUCAUUUCUCUAUCUACAAGUGGCCUAAUAAAGGAGUUCCUGUUGUCAUUUGGGGCAGUUCUAGAUUGAGUUCUAUGUCUAAAGCUGAGGAGACAACAACCCCUGUGACAUUGAGUGGUCCUCAAUCUACUUCUUCUGUUGAGAAAGCGGGUAAAGAUGUUGAAGAAGAAGGAGAAAUUGGUUUAUCUAAUUUGAAUGAGAAAAAGAAGACCUCCAAGAAACGUCCUGGUGUUCAGACAGAGGAAGUGAAAACAGAAUUUGAUUUGGUGUCUGAACAGGCCUUCUCUGGUGUGUCAACGGCGCGUAAAGCUACUGUGAAAUCUCUUCAUUCAGUUGAUUCGAUGUCUGAACAGGCCUUCUCUAGUGUCUCAAAAGCGUAUGGAGCUACUGUGAAGCCUCUUCAUUCUAUUUUUAAGGAUAAUAAUGAGAAGCAAGGUGAGGAAAUAAGACCAGAGGGAGAAGUGAGAAAAGGUAAAGGCAAAGCCAAGAGCACGCGAAGUUCUACUGAAGAUUCAAGAACAAAGAAGAAACCACAAGGCAUGAAAAGUUCUUUGGAUAGCCCGAUACCCGAUAAAUCCAGCUUCGCAAGUUCAUCCGCAACACCAGAAGUUGGCAAAGAUGGAGCCAAAGGAAAAGUGAGUGACUUUGUUAAGAUUUUCAGUCAAGGAGCUUCAGUUGGAGCAGGUGGGGAAUCUCUUGGAAAAAGCUCAAGAUGGAGGAGAGCUAAAGAAACUCCCAAGACUGAUAUUAAACAUGACAGUGCUAAUGCCAAGGAAACUGUAAACGUUCCUGAUCAACUAAAGAAAUCGACUUCAGAUAUCCCUGCUAAUGAUCGGGAUCAGAAGCGUCCAGAAGCAACUCAGGAAAAGGUUUCAGAUCGGGAGAGCCCGAAGAAUAAUAAGGCUCGUGGUGUUAAUGAACAAGAAGAGCGUCAAGAACCAACCACAGCACAUACAACCUCAGAGGAUAUAGAUGAGCCCUUUCAAGUAAACUUUGAUGUGGAGGAUAUAACACAAGAUGAAAACCAAAUGGAAGAAACCACUAAUAAUGGUGAAGAAAUCCAGAGCAUUGAUGCUAAAAUUCGCAAGUGGUCAAGCGGAAAGAGCGGAAACAUUCGGUCUCUUCUGUCUACGCUGCAAUAUAUUCUUUGGUCCGGGAGCGGGUGGAGACCAGUUCCUCUAAUGGAUAUGAUAGAAGGAAACGCCGUUAGAAAAUCGUACCAGAGGGCAUUACUAAUCCUUCAUCCAGACAAACUACAACAAAAGGGUGCCUCUUCAAACCAAAAAUACAUGGCUGAGAAAGUUUUCGAGUUAUUACAGGAAGCAUGGGACCACUUCAACACUCUCGGACCGGUUUAAAAGGAAAAAUCUUUUUAAGUGUUUUAGUUCUUACAAGUUACAACCAAAGGCUAUUAGUUCUUACAACCAAAGGCUAUGUAUGUACAGAUACACGGUUCUGAUGAAUCAAAGAAGAUGUUUGCAGAAUACAGAAGAAUCAAAGAAGUUGUCAAAGGUUUUACAGAAACA
Messenger RNA from Camelina sativa (false flax), 2526 nucleotides. Its product is annotated as J domain-containing protein required for chloroplast accumulation response 1. The record is from RefSeq and is a predicted model, not a curated record. NCBI's taxonomy places the organism in Eukaryota, Viridiplantae, Streptophyta, Magnoliopsida, Brassicales, Brassicaceae. Gene Ontology annotation, biological process: clathrin coat disassembly; clathrin-dependent endocytosis. Gene Ontology annotation, cellular component: intracellular membrane-bounded organelle; cytoplasm; vesicle. Gene Ontology annotation, molecular function: clathrin binding.